CUACUGCUGUGUGUACUUGUAUACCCAGGGGGCUCGCCGCUAUGCUACGCAACUACUAGUCCCCUGCAUCUACGGAGACGAGCCAAUCUCGCGCGGCAUGGGUUCCACGGCGGCGGCGGCGGAGGAUGCGCGCGUCGCGAAACGCGCAAGGCUAGCCCCACCGGCCGGCGACGCCGACCUGAUCAGCGGCCUCGACGACGACGUGCUCCUCCGCGUCCUCGGGCUGGUGGGCGACGCGAGGGACGCGGCGCGCACGGGCGCGCUCUCGCGGCGGUGGCUCGGCCUCUGGACGCGCGCCCCCGCGCUCCGCUUCUCCUCCCAGCCGGGGGGAUUCUGGAGGGCGGCGCCAGCCAGCGCCGCCUCCCUGGAGCGGUACGCCGCCUCCGUCGACGCCGCCCUCGCCCGGCGCGCCCGAUCCGGCUGCGCCAUCGAGCGCCUGUCGAUCGCGUACGCCGCGGGCUCCGAGCACUACCCGGUGGAACAGCCGUCGUUCGCCGACGCCGCGGAGUGGUGGAUCCCGUGCCUCCGGGACACCGUGACGGAGCGCAUCCUGGAACAGCUGAUGCCGGCGUCCGUCCGCGCCGCGCGGGGGUGGAUCGGGUACGCGUUCCGGCACGGGGUGAAGUCGUUUGACCUGGACCUGCAGCUCCCUCUGGUGCGGUCGAAUUUUCUGUGGGAACGUGACGGCGUCGAGGAGGUGGAGCUUGACGACGAGCUCCCUAGCGCUGUCAGGCUGGAGACCAUGCGUCUGGCGUUAGGCGGCGCACAGCUCCGGCUCCCCGCCGCCAUGACAUUCGCGUCACUGACGAAUCUUUCGCUUGAAAGGAUCGGGAUAGCAGCCGGCGGCGCUGCCCUCCUCGGCCACCUCGUGUCGUCGGCGACCUGCCCGCGCUUGCAAAAGCUGCGCGUGAGGUGGAUUUACCUUCCUGCUUUCCACGAAGAGAUGGCGAUCGAAGCCGACGUGCUCUCGGAGCUGUGGAUGGAGGACGUUAGGAUCCUGAUGUCACUGAAGCUUAGAACUCCUAGGCUAAGGGUCUUGCACAUAUACAAGUGCUUCCACGUGGCGCUCAGGAUCUCAGCUCCGAGGCUAGAAGAACUUGCAAUAAUAUUUCAACCAGCAUGCCCACCUAGGUGGCUUGAGAUCGAUGGUGACUUGCCAUGCGUGCGAAGCCUGAAGAUCUGCCUGUGGUCGCAUCUCUCUCGUUUCUCUGGUUAUCGCGAGGCUGAUAACGAUAAAAACAUGUUGCUCCUCAGACAGUGUAGCUCCCUCACAUGCCUUCAGGUGUUCCUUCGCGGUGCAAAGGCUUCCAAGAAGGACGUGGACAUGAUAAAGAGUAGGGUACCACACCUCCCUCAUAUCACAUCUUUGGCCGUUAAUGUUGCUUGUUCGUUUAAGCGGCAUGGCUAUGGUGCUAGCGUGGCAAGCCUCCUCACACGAUUCAGCAAUCUGAGACGGCUCAGCCUACAUUUGCCCUUCUUCGACGAACUGGGCAAUAAUCUACCUGCAGGACUAGAUCUCUUGUGCCAUCACCGAUACCAUUGGAAAUCCAAUGAGAUUUCCAUGGCUCACUUGCAGGAAGUAGAGCUCACAGGGUUGACAGGAACUGACUGUGAGGUCUGGUUCAUGAAAACCAUGCUGGCAAGCGCCAAAGGACUCUUUAAGGUGGCUAUAAGUUUCAACCCAUACUGCUGGCAACAUCAGGGGAAGAUGGAUGCGUUUGAGCGUAUGCUACUUGAUGAAGGAAUGUGGACUUCCCACCGUGACACACAUAUGCUUACAUGUCUUAGGGAAUCGAUACCUGCAUAUAUAACUUGUGAGAUGUGAGGUGUGAUGAGACUUCAAAAACCUAUGUUUAAAAUAAAACGCCAAGUAAGUUAUGUU
Molecule: messenger RNA, 1882 nt
Organism: Panicum hallii
Lineage: Eukaryota; Viridiplantae; Streptophyta; Magnoliopsida; Poales; Poaceae
Exons: 3
Coding region: 98-1825 (575 amino acids)
Molecular function (GO): protein binding
Source: RefSeq, a predicted model, not a curated record